UAUAGAUGUUACCUUUUCUGUUUGUAGAAAAUCUUGACUCUGGCUUGAUAGAGUGACAAGUGCCUUUGAAUGUUCAAUUGAUUUGCUAUUAUGUACGCAACCCUCAAAUUGAAUGAGUGAGUAGCACUCUUGAGAUACUUGACUUGAAUUUACUUACAUUCAUAUGAUGGAAUGAGAGUUUACUGUUUACCUGCAUAUGUUAUCUGGUGAGAUAGAUUGCAGAACUUCAAUUCAGAGGAUAACGUAUUGGGGCAGCUGCAAUGGAAAAUUUGGGAAAAUCAAGUUAUACUUAUAGACACAUUCAUGUACAUAAAUUUAGGAAAAUCAGUUUCAUUUGAAAGAAUAUGCAGAAAGUUUAUCUCUUGAUAUUUUGCUUGCUCUAUAUUGAACUUUUAAUGACAAGUGUUUUAUUUUUACUUGUUUUUAGUGCUUCUUUUCUCAGAAUUUUAUUAACAGUGUUAGAACUCCACUUUUUCUUCUUAAUGCUGCUUAUGAUUCAUGGCAGAUGUGCAAUUUUGGUUGUAAGCCAUGGGGAUCCCCUGCAAAUCUUGCAAACAAUUCUGCUUGCUGCUAAUAAACACAAGAGUCCCUCUUAUGAUGACUUAGCUUCAAUGUUAGAUAGAGGCAGUUUAGGUGGCACCGAUCUUGUCCCAGCACCACCAAUACACAAUGCAAACUGGAGAGCUCAAGGGAGUCAUUUAAGGUCUAGCAUAGAGCCAACUUGCUCUUUUGAUACUCUUCACUGUUGCAUGAUAGGCCGGGUGUUAUUUCCAUUAUUAAAAUUUCCACCAACUUUGCUCUAUGACUUGCUUGAUUAUGAUGGAGAUAGUACAACAAAAUAUUUCCGUUGUAACAUUAGAAUUUAUAAUGUGGCUUUUGUUUUUACAUCUGUUGGUUGAAAAUUGACUAUGAAAUCAACAAACGUA
Molecule: messenger RNA, 926 nt
Organism: Cicer arietinum (chickpea)
Lineage: Eukaryota; Viridiplantae; Streptophyta; Magnoliopsida; Fabales; Fabaceae
Source: RefSeq, a predicted model, not a curated record